Messenger RNA from Fonsecaea multimorphosa CBS 102226, 876 nucleotides. RefSeq lists its product as uncharacterized. The record is from RefSeq and is a predicted model, not a curated record. NCBI's taxonomy places the organism in Eukaryota, Fungi, Ascomycota, Eurotiomycetes, Chaetothyriales, Herpotrichiellaceae. Bases 1 to 876 code for a protein of 291 amino acids. The transcript has a single exon.
AUGAAGAUCGAAUGGGACCAGGACUGGGAAUCGGCAAGACAUGGUAGGGGGUGUCUUUCUGGCUGGGGUCUGGCCUGGAAAGUUGUCUGUCUAGCUUCCACGCAGAAAGCUGAGCGACCGAGUGCUCUGGUCUGUCUGCACACCUGUUCCGCAAGGUUGCAGUUGUCGCAUUCUGCCAGGAGCAUCUUUGCGUUCAGAUGCACGAAUCUUGGUUCGUUCCAGGCUGGGGGUGGCGCGUUCACUGCCAGCGAGAUACUGUGGGACAUGGUCAGGAGCUGCCUGGACGACGGUCAAGGUUACAUUAUGUGUGUGGCCUGUUGGAAAGCAGGAAAGAAGAAGGCGGACCCAGCGUGCCUGCUGCAGGACUUGACCGGUUUCGAAAUCAUAAAGGCUACCCUCUCCCUCCGUCUGUCCUCCUGUCUCUCCUUUCCUCAGAAUGGCGACACUGACGACGCGCCUGAGCCUCUCUGCCCUAUCUAUCGGCGGGCCGUGAGAGAGAACGACACUCGGCAGAUCUACCUCGAGCCCGAUAGUCGGGCAUCUGCUAUACUUUUGGGCGAUGAUACGGCAACAGAGGCCCGAUUGGUGGAACUCGAGAUGGAUGAUGAAGCCGUCCAACAGUUGAUGAGAACAAGCCGAAGGGUUGAAGAGGAGGGUGAAGAAGUCACCGUACAUCACUUGGCCCCCGAUAUCAUUCCAGCUAUGAAACUGCUUCCCGAUAAGCGACUGGCAUUGAAUGCCGACCAACUGUGGUCUAAUUCUGUCCCUAUCCCGCUUGAUCGGACGUUCGAACGAACCCACCCCCACUGCCUAAAUCGAAACCAGAUCUGGCUUUUGGAUAUUCUGGGGCAGCCUUUAUGCGCAAACAGCUUAUGA